Messenger RNA from Gossypium raimondii (Peruvian cotton), 576 nucleotides. Its product is annotated as small polypeptide DEVIL 10. The record is from RefSeq and is a predicted model, not a curated record. Lineage: Eukaryota; Viridiplantae; Streptophyta; Magnoliopsida; Malvales; Malvaceae. The transcript has a single exon. Gene Ontology annotation, biological process: negative regulation of cell population proliferation. Bases 86 to 274 code for a protein of 62 amino acids.
AUUUGAAUUCGUGCGCCAAGGCAGAGGAAGAAUCAUCAACAUCAAAAAGAAUCCUCUGUCAUAAGCUUCGCCUUCAGAAUCCGCCAUGUCUAAUGCUACUUGCUUUUUUUCAAGCACCAAAUCCAAUCCUUGUCUCAGGUCUCAAAAACCUCGGCAGCCUAGUUUCGGGAAUCGUUGUUUGUUGAUGGCAAAGCAACAGAAAACAAGGUUUUACAUCCUGGGACGUUGUGUCUCCAUGCUUUUGUGUUGGCACGAUCAUUCUAUUUCGGAUUGAGUUUUCGGGUAUCCGUUGGAUUUUGGAAAACAGGCUUCUCAGAUUCGGUUCGAAAGAAAUUUGAAGAAAAGAAAAGAGAAUCAAGCGCUGGAAAACGGGAUUAGCCGUAGGCAUAGAAUUUAGGAAUUUGGGAUGGGGUUGGGUUAAGGAUUCAGGGGCAAAGCAAUCAUUUGUAUGCCAAUACCAGAGGAGAAACAAUGUGUAAAUAACAAUUUUUGCUUCUUCCUAUUUGUUUUCUUUUUCAUAUAAUUAGUGCGGUAAAUUAAGAUUAAAUCAAUAAAAUUAAUAAACGAUUAAGACUA